Molecule: messenger RNA, 2326 nt
Organism: Bactrocera oleae (olive fruit fly)
Lineage: Eukaryota; Metazoa; Arthropoda; Insecta; Diptera; Tephritidae
Product: stabilizer of axonemal microtubules 1
Cellular component (GO): axonemal microtubule; sperm flagellum; cytoskeleton
Molecular function (GO): microtubule binding
Source: RefSeq, a predicted model, not a curated record
CUUUUUAUUAAUAAUACCACCUCCGUCCCCCUUUGCGGUCGUAUACUUUGCUUAGCAAUCACUUGAUUUUUAAUUCAGUUUUCGACUUUAAAGCGAGCACAUUUCCGUUUUUGUCGUUCACAAAAUUUCAAAUUUGUCCGCUGUGUUUUUUGUUUUAUAUAUUAUCAAAAAUUAUUUUUUUCGAGCAAAUAAACAAUCAAAAUUAAAUCGCACUCGUGUUUUUGUGUAACCAAACAGAGAAAAACGGUUACUCUGUACCCAACCAUUUAAUAGUUCUGCAGUUCUGAAAACUAAUCUGAAACUUCAUUCCGAUGUGCGACCCGACUGCCAACCAAUGCCCGACCGGUAACGGUUGUGCAGGUGAUGGGAUCAUGGCUUGCGAUCAGUACUGCCCGCCCAAGUGUGAUCCCUGCCAGGCACCGGUCGAUUAUACACCGUGUCCGCCAGGGGGCGACUGUAAUUGCCGCUGCGAUUGCGGCGAUUAUGCGGGCUGUUGCUAUCAACAGCCGGCACGUACCCAACCCAUCCGACCGAUGUCGUGCAUUAUGCGCUCGACUGCGCCACUUGAAACGGAUACAAUAUACAAACGUUCAUAUUUCGGCAACUGUGGCGACUGUUAUCGCGCGAAACCAAUACGACCAUGUCCGAAUAUAUUAUCCAAUACCGGUCGUAUGGAGUCGUGUACGGUGCAGAAGCUGUCAUACCUGCCACCUUGUGGAGCUGGGCGUGCCGCACCGAUUCGGCCACCGGACAAUGGCUUGCGAUUUUGUGGCCCACUCUAUGCGAUGACUUCACAGAAACAUGACUUUGUACCGAAAGGUUAUAGCAAACGUACACCCAUACGUCCAGUGAACGGCAUAUGCAAGCCAUGUGACCCAUUGGAGCGAUGCACAAUCAAUAGAUUAUCUUACAUGCCGGUGGACGUAUGCCGGAAUCCUCCGCCCAAGCCAAUAGUGCAGACAUACAACAUACAACGUCCGACCGGUCCUAGUGAAAAAUGUACCGUACAGAAAUUAAGUUAUCUACCAGUUUGUCCGUUACCAAAGGAGCCGAUGCCGUGGGCAGAAAAGGUGCGUUGUGUGCCACCACGUUACGAAAAUCUCUGUACGACGUAUAAUCUUAGCUACUUGCCAAAUUGCUGUACGACACGCACAGCUCCUGUGGUACCAUUGCACAGUAUAAAAACUUUGGGUAGCGAUCGCACCGACGGUUGUACAGUCUACAAACUCAGCUAUAUGCCAGUUGAUUCACGCUGCUGUCGCCCAGAACCGAUACGCCCCCUACCGGGUAUAUGUAUGCCAACGGGGUCUCUGGAGAAAUGCACUGUACACAAGCUCUCAUACCAGCCUAAUUGUUGCGUAGCACGUACCCAGCCCAUUCGACCCAAGGAGAACUGCCUGAAGGCUUGUGGCCCUCUCUAUAAUAUGACCACACAGAAGCAUGAUUUUGUACCGAAGCCUAUAUGCCGACGUGCACCCAUACGACCACAAUCGCUUAUUUGUCGCGCCACUGGCAGCAUGGAUCGUUGCACCAUCAACAAACUCUCGUAUAUGCCAGUGAAUGUGUGUGAGUUCAGACGUCCAGAACCGAUUAGACCGCGACCGGGUGUGUGCCGCGCCGAUGGGCCUGUCGAAAACUGUACGGUUUAUAAGCUUAGCUAUUUGCCAAAUUGUCCACAAGCUCGACAGCCAAUGCCAUGGGCGAAUCAAACGUCUUAUUGCAAGCCGACGGCACCAAUCGAGAAAUGUACAAUUCAGAAACUCAGCUAUGGACCACCUGGUACAUUUUCGCGUUGCGGUGGUUGUUGCAAUACGAACUGCGGACCCUCAGCCCCCAAAGCAGGCAUAUGUAAUUGACAGCAAUCUAUUUCUAUUUUGUUAAAAUGUGCAUUCAAUUGACAGCUAUGUUUUAUUUUCUCAUAUCGAAUUAUGUUCUUCGUAAAAUGCCUUAACUGUAACUUAUCAAAUAUAAAAUUAUAUAACAUUUUGCCAUUGCCACAUAGAUCGAUUGUAGCAAGCCGCCAGCCCUCCUUUCACUUGCUGCAAAAAUAGUUAUGUCAACAGCGAAAACCAACAACUUCCCUUAACUGUUUCUAAAUAAUAAAUAGAUACUACCAUAAACACAAACAAUAGAAAGUACUCGAAAUAUUGUAAUUAGCAACUAAAGCAACUAAAACUAACUCGGACAAAGCGAAAAAAUUAAAAAAUAUCAAUUUAAUAUAAACUCUACGACACACGCUUGUUUAAACGACGGAAGAAAUACAUGUAUAAACCAUAUUAUUGUAAUUGAAAAUAGUUGCCAUAAUAAUAAAUGUUUCAUAAUUUUA